AAGGCUGAGGGAGGGUUGGUGGUGCUUGCGCCAAGACUGCAGGCAGGCCUCAGUAUUUUGGGUGCUUUGUUGUCAACCAGCAAUGGCAGCUUCUUCAUUCUGGGUGUGGGCGAUGGUGUUCACAGUGCUGGGAGUCUGUCCAGUUGCCUCAGGUGCCUCACGCUCUGACCACCUGAAGAAUCCGCGCUUCAUUGCUGUCCGGUGGGGCUCCAGAGUCUCCUUCAGCUGCGUUUCCUCUUCUGGGGUCAGUUGGGUCAAGGAGAAGCAGGGCGAGCGGAAGGUGCUGGAGAACAGCUCCAGAGUUCAGAUCAUGAAUAACUCAUCAGUGUCAACGCUCAACAUCACCAAGCUCCAGCACAUGGACAGCGGCACCUACUUCUGCGAGAGCAGGGAUGAGAAGGAGAAGAUGACAAUGCAGCACCGCUGUGGCACCGAACUCAAAAUUAUGGGUAUCAGCACCUACGAGCAAGUGCAAGACCGGAACACCAUGAAAGACACCAUCAUUUUGAUCCAGUCCGUUCUUCUUUUCAUGUUUGUCAGCUUCCCUGUGUUCAUGAUUCUGGUGAAGGGUGAUGGUGAGGAAGCCCCUGGUGAGGACCACACGUAUGAGGGCUUGGCUGUCGAACUGGCUGACACCUAUGAAGACAUUGGUACCUACCAGGACAAAGCAGAGAAGUGGGACCUCACGGAGCACCCCUGUGAAGAGUGAUGCUUUGGGCGUGGCCCAGUCUGAGUUUCCCACUGGAUGGGGCAAGCUGCCUCCUAGUUCCUGGAGGUGUUCUGGGGAGACCUCUUGGUGCCAGCUUGCUUGCGUUUCUCUCAUCAGCUCAUCUGCUAGAACAACUUCAGCAUCUGAGAUUCUAUGGACUUUGGGGUAUUGUUAAGAGACACAACAUAGGAGGCUGGACGAUGGGACUCCAGUCAGAGUGAACAAAUAAAAGAAGGGGGGGGGCGGGCCAAUAUCAGCCACCAGAGAGAUUUGAAAAUGGGAGGGAAUUUCUGACAAACUCAUCUAGCUUGGCUUUUUUUGCAAAAAUAAAAUGCAUUAUUUUAA
Molecule: messenger RNA, 1054 nt
Organism: Heteronotia binoei (common prickly gecko)
Lineage: Eukaryota; Metazoa; Chordata; Lepidosauria; Squamata; Gekkonidae
Gene: CD79B
Product: CD79b molecule
Exons: 5
Coding region: 83-709 (208 amino acids)
Biological process (GO): B cell receptor signaling pathway; B cell differentiation
Cellular component (GO): B cell receptor complex; external side of plasma membrane
Source: RefSeq, a predicted model, not a curated record